Messenger RNA from Aspergillus sclerotioniger CBS 115572, 1393 nucleotides. RefSeq names its product ATG3/ATG10 family protein. Gene Ontology annotation, biological process: autophagosome assembly; autophagy of mitochondrion; nucleophagy. The coding region runs from base 149 to 1204 and encodes 351 amino acids. Gene Ontology annotation, molecular function: Atg8-family ligase activity. The record is from RefSeq and is a predicted model, not a curated record. Gene Ontology annotation, cellular component: cytosol; cytoplasmic ubiquitin ligase complex. The transcript has 2 exons. Lineage: Eukaryota; Fungi; Ascomycota; Eurotiomycetes; Eurotiales; Aspergillaceae.
UGCCUUCUCAUUCCGUCACCGCCACACCUGCCAGUCCCUCCUUCCUCCCUCAUCCAGCCCAUCACCUUUUCCUCCUUUUCUUUUCCCUCCACCAAACUCUUCCUCAUAGCCAAGCAACCCCAUCAAGAAAGCCCUUACCCUCCAAGAAAUGAAUAUCCUACACUCCACUCUCUCCACCUGGAGAGACCGUCUGGCACCAGUCUCCCGGACUUCGACCUUCCGAACAACCGGCCAAAUCACGCCCGAGGAGUUCGUCCUCGCAGGCGACUAUCUUGUCUACAAGUUCCCCUCCUGGUCCUGGGCCGACGCCGCGACGCCCGCCAAACGAGUUUCCUACCUCCCGCCCGGGAAACAGUUUCUCGUAACCCGAGGCGUGCCAUGCCACCGACGCCUCAACGACAACUUCGCCGGGGAUGCGGGUCACGAUGAUGAGAUCGUCCGGGACAUGUUGGCGGGGGAGGAUGACAACGACGAUGGGUGGUUGAGGACGGGAGGCGGGGACGACGCAGCAGCGGCGGCAGCUCGGAUCGGAGAUGUGCGGACGGUCGACGAGGCGGGGAAUAUGGGCGAAGAAGAGCAAGAGGAGGAAGAGAUCCCGGAUAUGGAAGAUGAGGAUGAUGAUGAGGAGGCGAUUAUUCGAGAGCCUAUGACGGGGACGACACAACCAACCCGCACCUACAACCUCUACAUCACUUAUGCGAACUUCUACCGAACCCCCCGUCUCUACCUCUCCGGAUAUCUAUCAGCAUCUGAACCCCUCCCCCCGCAACUCAUGAUGGAGGAUAUCGUCGGCGACUACAAAGACAAGACUGUGACCCUGGAAGAUUUCCCGUGGUUCGAAGGAAGCGUGAAGAUGGCUACUGUACACCCCUGUCGACACGCCUCGGUAAUGAAGACCCUCCUGGAUCGUGCAGAUGCGGCGCUCAAAAUUCGUCGCGAUAAGCUUAAGGCUGCGGCGGCGUCGCAGGCACAGCCCGACGCCCGGGUUGCGGCGGGCGCAGGCGGACUGGAAGGGCUAGUGGAUGAUAUCAAGGGACUAUCAUUGAGCGAUGGGCAGGUCCAGCAGGGCGAUGAGUGGGAGGUGUUGCAGCAUGACGAGGAUGAUCAAGUUGCGAUCCGAGUCGAUCAGUAUUUGGUUGUGUUCCUCAAGUUUAUUGCUAGCGUCACGCCAGGGAUUGAGCAUGACUUUACCAUGGGGGUGUGAAACCUAUCUUUGUUAUUGAUACCUGGCCGGUUUCGGGUUUAGUUUAAUAGUUACGAGGGUGAUGAUUUCCUCUCUUGUUUACUCCAUAUUUCUAUAUUUAUGAAAUGGCGCCCAAGGAGCAUGUUAAUUACGAAGCAUGGAAGAUGAUAUUACGAAGACUAAUGCAAUGCAAUCAGCUAUAUGUUUCAC